AUGUUUUCGCUGCUACUCCUAGCAGUGUCUCUAGUACACUCAUGUAUAGGGGGCGUGUACCCAGGGACCGUCUCUACCUCGGAGGCCCACGGCCCUCUGGCUCGACUGGCCCUGGACUCCAUGACGAGGGGAGGACAGCUGCAGUACUAUGCUCCUGGAGCCGUUGCAGCAACUGUUCCUUUCGCCCAACUACGAUACGGCGCUCCUGCUCCAGUAGUGGCACCUAUUCCUGUAGCCCCUCCUGCAAGAUUUGCAGCUCCGGUUGACGUUGUACACCACGUUCCUACCGUCGCUGAUGUUCCCGUCACAAAGUACGUCACUCAACCAGGCUACGUCCAGAAGCUGGUUGACGUCACCAAAACCAAAGUUGCAACAGCUAAACUCCAGGUGAGACGCCCCGCGAUUCAGAAGCAGUUCUACGACAUUGAAGAGCGCACUGUGGUUCGUCCUGUUGGAUCUGCUGUGUUGGAGUUGGAUGAACCUGUGUCGAAGAAUUACGUCUCGCCAGUAACAGUCGUGCCGUCUGGCCAACACACUGUGGCAAGGUACCAACGACCACUUGCUUACUAUCCUGUUAACGCGUACCCAUUCCUGUCUUCUUACCCGUUUCAAGCACCAGUGCAGAGCUAUCCGUUCUUUAUCCAACAGACCCAAGGAAUAACUCAGCUUCCACAAGGACCUCCUCAAAACAUUCCUCAACGUCCUCAAAUUCCGCAACAGCCUCAGUUUCCUGCACAACAACCUCAAAUUCCUCAACAGCCUCAGUUUCCUGCACAACAACCUCAAAUUCCUCAACAACCUCAGUUUCCAGCACAGCAACCUCAAAUUCCUCAACAGCCUCAGUUUCCUGCACAACAACCUCAACAGCCUCAGUUUCCUGCACAACAACCUCAGUUCCCACAAUCCCCUCAACCACCUCAACAACUACCUUCUGCUCCGCAACCGAUUGGCCCUCCCAAUAGUCAAGAGUCAAGCGAAUUCGACUUCUCUGAUACUGUUGUUGUAGACAACCCAGAACUGGGUAGAUCGGGAGCUAGGGAUGAGCAGCAGCAAGACAAUUCUUCACAAAAUACCGAGGACGCUAACGAAAGGCGAACGGGUACGGAGAACACUGCACGACCUGAAACCCAAUUCGACACGUCGUCAGGUCAACAAAUCUUGAAUGAAUUUCAAACUCGUCAGUUAUUGAGGCAGUUUUUCUCUCAGAACGACCUUGUGCCUAACCAAAGGAUACAACAAAUACCACAACCCUCUCAGCAACCACAACCUAAAACAACUUCAAACAUAGAAAGCUCCAAUUCCCUAGAGGACAACAAAUCAAGAUCUCAGGAAAGUUCUCAAGCCACCCAGGAAUCGUCAACAGAGUCAUCAACAACGUCAUUCAGAUCCCAAAAUCUUCAAAGUGAGCCAAGAGCGUUCUCUGCUGAAGGUCAGAUUGCUUCUACUAGAGCUUCAAGUCCUGAAGAAGCCCAGAGUAAUCAACAGAAACUCAUUGAACUUUUGACUGGAAGAGGAGAGGUUUCGGAAGUUGAGUUGUCUCGGUCCGGAGUGAGGAUUUCUUCCGUUGGUGACGCGGGUGUGGUGAGGGGGAGGGUGUUGUCGGUCACCCCAGCUCCCAGGACCGCCGAAGGAGAAGAGCGAGUGUCUACUAGGAGGGUCGUGGUCAGCCGACCGGUGCAGACUCUAGAAGAGGUGGAUGUCCAGCAGCCCUUCGCACAUGUUGAGAGAGUCGCUGUACAUGAGCCUGCACUGCUGAAGACGGCUCAUACUCAUCUGACCAGAGUGCCUGCUGCUGUACCAGUCCUUAGGACUUUGGCUCCCGUUCACUAUUAUUAGUAUAUUGUAAACUAUUUAUUUUAAGACAUGAGUUUUUAAUCUUGCAAAACCACUUGUGGCAGGACUGAGUUUAAUAUUGUCUAAAACUAAUACUUCAAGAUUGAAUUUGUAAUAUUAUUUGACUUAAUAAUUAAAAAGGCUGACUUUAUGUAGUAGUUUUCUACCCUUUAAAUCAUACAUUAAACAUUGAAUUGUAGGUGUACAAUAUUUAUAUAUUCUGUAUACGAAUAUGGCACUAAAUUUUUACCUUAAACUUAAGAGUUACUUGGAGAGUCUUCCUAAAAAUGUUACCAUAAAACCAUACCCACAUUUUCAUUAGUAUCAUGGUAUCAUCUAGUUAAUUCAUGUAUUAUCAUUAUCCCUAUCCAUAUGCUUACUUUGUAAAUUAUACGAUAUUCUCUUGUCA
Macrosteles quadrilineatus (aster leafhopper) is the source of this 2242-nucleotide messenger RNA. RefSeq names its product eukaryotic translation initiation factor 4 gamma-like. The coding region runs from base 1 to 1836 and encodes 611 amino acids. NCBI's taxonomy places the organism in Eukaryota, Metazoa, Arthropoda, Insecta, Hemiptera, Cicadellidae. The record is from RefSeq and is a predicted model, not a curated record. The transcript has a single exon.